AUGCACAAGAAUACGGCUUUGAAGUUCAAGCGGACUACGGUCUACCGGGACGAGGCGUCUGAGGCGGUCGAAAGCUCACGGUCGCAGACCUUCCCUGUCAACCGAGCAUUUGCUGAGCGGGUGGCCCUCGGCUCAGCGAACUCUAAUUCUGAGACUUUCUCCUACUGCAACGUAGGAGAAACUGCUCCGUUCGUUGGAGACGUAGGAGAACGUAGGAGAAACUGCAACUUGCUGAGCGGGUGGCCCUCGGCUCAGCGAACUCUAAUUCUGAGACUUUCUCCUACUACGCUCGAGUCCAUCAGACUUCCGCUUGACAAUAAUAGUGCAGGAAAUGUCCUCCCGGCAGUACCGCAUGACCUGGCCGAGAAUCGCUCGGACUUGCUGGGAGCUUCUCUGGCGUGCGUCUCUGAGACGGUAGGAUCCUUGCGCUUAACGUGCAAGCCUCGGUGCAACCUGCGCCUACCACCUGACCGCAAGUGGGGAACCCUCAACCCCGACGGCACGUGGACAGGCAUGGUAGGCGAGGUGGUCGCUGGCAGAGCAGAGUUUGUGGUGGCCACGCUAGACAGCACCGUCGAGCGUGCGCGUGUGGUCGACUCGCUUAUUCCUAUCUCCACCACGUGGACUUCCCUGUACAUGAAGGCCGGCUCACAAUUCGGGUCUCCGUGGAUUCGCUACACAGAAGAGUUCAGCCCCAGCGCUUGGAUCGUCCUUCUUGCGGUCGUCAUCACGACGACGAUUAUCCUGUACCUCGUCAUGCACAGAUCCCCUGGAGAAACCGUCACUUGGGAACUUAGUGAAACUUUACUAAUUGUGACGGGGCUGUUCGCUUCUCAAGGUUUCUGCGGCUGUCCAGUAAACGUGAGUGUGCGGAUCUUCCUAUUAACGGUCAUCGCGCUCGCAAUUCUGGCUCAGACUUACUACUCGGCGUUCCUGUACGCGAAGCUCUCCGACACUCGACGCCCAGUUCCGUUUCGAACUAUUCAAGCAAUCAUAGAUGAUGGAUCCUACACCUUCGGAAUGAUGAUCGGAGCUUCCAUCCAGGGAGAAUUUCUGGUCUCGAAAGACCCGUUGCUCCGACGCUUGUAUGAUGAGUUCACAGUCCCAAAAGGACUUUUCUCCGAGUUUACAGAUGUCUUCAAAAGGCUUGAAAAUGAACGGUACAUCGCUGCUCUAAACAUGCUCUCCGUCGAAGCUGAGACUCGCCUCAACCCAUGCCGAUUGAUUCGACUUCCCAUUAAAAUGUUCGCGUUCAAAGCUGGUUUCGCGCUGAGGAAGAAGUCUCCGUAUAAGAAAAUAUUCAAUAAUGCGUGA
Molecule: messenger RNA, 1314 nt
Organism: Hyalella azteca
Lineage: Eukaryota; Metazoa; Arthropoda; Malacostraca; Amphipoda; Hyalellidae
Product: glutamate receptor 1-like
Exons: 10
Coding region: 1-1314 (437 amino acids)
Cellular component (GO): membrane
Molecular function (GO): glutamate-gated receptor activity
Source: RefSeq, a predicted model, not a curated record